Messenger RNA from Zingiber officinale, 2297 nucleotides. RefSeq names its product nucleolar complex protein 2 homolog. NCBI's taxonomy places the organism in Eukaryota, Viridiplantae, Streptophyta, Magnoliopsida, Zingiberales, Zingiberaceae. The transcript is spliced from 12 exons. Gene Ontology annotation, cellular component: Noc1p-Noc2p complex; nucleolus; Noc2p-Noc3p complex. The record is from RefSeq and is a predicted model, not a curated record. Bases 111 to 2138 code for a protein of 675 amino acids. Gene Ontology annotation, biological process: ribosomal large subunit biogenesis.
UCGCUUUACGGUUCUGAUUUCAUAUUCGAAACCCUAAUCUAAAACCCCAACGCCCAUCCGUCCGCCACAGCCCCUCGUUCCCCUGAAUUCGAAAUCCUCUGAAACCAAAGAUGGCGAAAAAAAUGGGAAGGAGGGCGAGGAAGUUCGCCAAGAAGAAUCUCCAAUCCGUGAUGAAGCGGAAGCGCAAGCUCAAUGCUUUGUUCCAGAAGAAAUUCGCUCCUCGAAGAGCACAAAGCGACUCUCCUGAAGAAAGCAAAAACUUGAAAAAUGAUAUGCAGACUCCAGUAGAUCCAGAACAGGAGAUUCUGGAUGGAAUUGUUUCCACCAAUCCUUUUGGUGAUUUAUUUAUUAAGGAAGAUGAUGAUUCUGCUGCAGAUGCUUCAGAUAGUGAUGGAUACCUCUCUGAGGAUCCUGAAUGCCCAUAUAUUUCUGAAGAUGAAGAGGAGAGUUGUCCUGAAGAAAUGUGCAAGGAUGUUGUUUUACUAGAACAGAAUACAGAAAUUAAUCAAAGACUUAAAAAUCAGAAGAGGAAACUAUCCAAACUGUGUAAAAAGGACCCACAAUUCUCAAAAUUUCUUGAAAGUAGAAGAUCUGAAUUCCUCAAGUCCAAAAGUGAAGAAAUUUAUUCAGAUGAUGAAGGUGACACAAGUAGCAUGGAUGAUGAAUAUAUAGUAGGAAAUGAAAUCUCACAAGUUAGCAAAGUCAUCACAAGCUCAACUGUGGAUGUAUGGUGUUGGCUGGUUAUGGAGCAACCAAAUUGGCCUGGACUUGCCAACCUGCUCAAUGCCUUCAGAGCAGCUUGUCAUUAUGGUCUGGAUACUGGCGAAGUUUCACCAGUAAAGAUUGCCAAUAGAGAGGUUUUCUGUAAGAUUUUGACAUUUGUUCUUUCUGAGGCCAAGAGAAUCUUUUGUGGGCUCUUGAGGAUUUCAGGUUUUUCGAAUAAAGAGACCAUUUUGAAAAUGAAAAAUAAGCCAGAAUGGAAAACUACGCGAUCACUGAUCAAGUCAUUUCUAAGGAGUUCUCUGUUCCUUUUGAAUCAAGAAACUGACAACCAGAUCCUUGUGUUUGUUUUAUCUCAGAUAAGAUUGUCAAUUCUGCUAUUUUCUGCUUUCCCAUCCCUAACAAAGAAACUGAUCAAGAUAUCCAUUCAUUUAUGGGUUACUGGUGACAAGGAUCUUUCUGCAAGUUCUUUUUUAAUUUUACGGGACAUUGCUUCUGAAUUUUCUUUGGACAAUAUCGAUACAUGCCUGACGAAAGGUUUUGGAGCUUUCAUUGCCAAUAGCAAGUUCAUGAAGCCUCAAAACAUUGAACAUAUUGAAUUUUUGGAAAAUUCUGUCGUGGAACUUUAUUCGUUAGAUAUUCAGAAAUCAUAUCAGAAGGUGCUUAUGUCUGUACAGCAGCUUGCCAGUAUCUUGAGACUGGCUCUUAAAACAAAGGAAAAGGAUGAACUCAAGAAGAUUCAUAGUUGGCAGUACAUCAAUUGCAUCAGCUUGUGGGUCAAGUUUGUUUCUUGCAAUUACAAGAAUCAUGAUCUUGAACAAUUACUUUUCUUGAUUAUUGGAGUCAUAAAGGGGAUUGCUCACUUAUUUCCUGGGCCACGAUAUUUGCCUUUAAGAUUUAAGUGUGUUAAAAUGCUAAAUCAGCUCUCUUUUUCAAGUGGAGUUUUCAUUCCAGUUGAGUCCUUGCUUUUUGACUGCCUAGAAAUCAGGGGGACUAACAAUGCAGAAGGAACGAAGUUAAAACAUUUGGACCUUGCUUUAUUAUUGAAGGUGCCUAAUCAGCUUCUAAAAUCACAAGACUUUCAGCAGGCGAGUGUUCUUUCAGCUAUCAAGUUACUGGCAGAACAUCUUUCUCAAUGGUGCUAUCAUGUAUCUUUUCCUGAUUUAGCGACCAUUCCACUGAUUCUCCUGAAAAGAUUCCAUGAGAAUACUUCUAUCGAAAGUGUGCGCCGUCCAGUUAAGCGGUUCAUAGACCAGGUUCAGCAAAAUAGCGAUUUCAUUCAGAGAAAAAGAGAUGAGGUUUCCUUUUCGCCAAAAGAUAAAGAAUCAGUGGAUAGCUUUUUGCAGCUGGAGAAAUGUGAUAGAAGUGUUGCUUUUACAAAGUUCUACGACAACAUGCUACAAAACGCACUCGCCUGAGAACAUAAUUUGGUGUCUAAUUGUACCCGGUUCAAUUUUUUUUUAAUCCGUUUUUUUUUUACUUAUAUUUCCAAGAGUUUUGUGAUCUAAUUCACAUGUAGCUACGAUUGAAUUCUAGUUUCAUCAACAAAUUGCCUUGUACAAUGAAAUCAAGCUAAA